AUCCUGCUACACUGAAUAUAUUUUCGACGCGCCCCAAUCCAAAGAAAAAACGUAAAUCGCGCACAGCCUUCACAAAUCACCAAAUAUUCGAGCUCGAGAAACGCUUCCUUUACCAAAAGUAUUUAUCACCGGCAGAUCGUGACGAGAUCGCUGCGGCCUUAGGUCUCUCCAAUGCACAGGUGAUCACUUGGUUCCAAAACAGACGUGCCAAAUUGAAGCGGGACAUGGAGGAGCUGAAAAAGGACGUCGAGAGCGUGAAACAAUUACCCGACCAGUCAGCAGACAUCAGCAGCCACCAAUAUCAAUCGGCUUGCCGACAGCGCCUACAACAGCAUCAGCAGCAUUUAAUGGCCACUCUGAACAGCAACCAUCGCAAUUUGGUGCAACAUAUGCACCGACUAUCGCCCUUAUCCUGCCUGCUGGCACAGUCACCCAGCCAGCAACAGCAUCCAUUCCCAUACAACAAACACAGCGACAUGAAUCAGAAGCACUCAGUGUAUCCAUUGAAAUUGCAACCAACCACCGAAGCGUCAGCGGCGGUGGGUGGGGUGAAGGCAACAACAGCGUGGCAGCAAGAGCGAACGGCCGCCGCACAGCCACCGACGCAAGCACCGACACAUCUCAAUCAAGGUUGCACCAACUCAACAACAGCAGAGGAUAAGAAAGAGCUGAAAAUGCUGAAAAUGAUGACUUUGAUGUACUACACCAGCCGUGCACAGGCCGAUGCUGCGGCUGGUGAUGCCGUCACUGUGUGUGGCAAAGGUGUGGGUAGUGGCAACGGUGGCAUACAUGCCGACCGCACGUCGUGCAAGUUCAAUGGCAAUUAGUAAGAGACUCUUUUUACCAGAUUGUUUGGAAAAAUAUCUGUAUUAGCCCAAUUUGUAAAUUAUACUGAAAAAUAAUGAUUACGUAUAGGAUGCAUUAAAAAGAAUCUUGUAUUGUAUAUAUGUAUGUUUGUAGAUAUAAAUAUGAUUUAAUUAUAAGCAUGUUUCCAUAUCCAUAAGUAUAUAUGUAUGUUUGCACAGUUAGCAACAGAUACAUGUGAAGAAACAGUUACUAUGCCAAUUGCCAAAAUUUAAAAUAUGUAAAUCGAAAAGUAGGUCAUUAAGCGCUGCACUUGCUUCACCGUUCAUGUGCGUUAGUCGAUGUACACUAGACUGGGUCACGAAAAAAGUUUCUUAUAACGACCGCCACUAAAUUGAAAACUUACUUGGAGGGGAUUUUGGCAUCAUUAAAAUGCUAGUCACACGUAGACAAGUCCCAAAAACCGUGAAAGUUUGUGAGCCAUUUAAGAACCUGAACUUUUAUAAUAAAGGCCGUUGGGAAGAAAUUAGUUUUGAACUUUUAUUGCGUAUGAAAUAAAAUAAUCGGUCAACCCAGAAUUUUUAAGGCCGAAAUAAAAAUCUGCUCCUAAGCAAAUUUGGUAUCAAAUUGAAGAGGAUUAAAAUAAUUUUUUAAACUGAAAUACCUAAACGAGGAAGGCAACCUAUUAAAAAACACUAAUUACCAUAGAACAAUCCUUGGGUUAGGUAUAUGAAUUUAUUUUGUAUUCAAUUAU
This is a messenger RNA of Rhagoletis pomonella (apple maggot), 1558 nucleotides long. Its product is annotated as homeobox protein Hox-D4-like. Gene Ontology annotation, molecular function: DNA-binding transcription factor activity, RNA polymerase II-specific; DNA binding. Lineage: Eukaryota; Metazoa; Arthropoda; Insecta; Diptera; Tephritidae. The record is from RefSeq and is a predicted model, not a curated record. Gene Ontology annotation, biological process: regulation of DNA-templated transcription.